AAAAAAAAAAUCAUGUCAAAAGUUCAAAAGUUCAUCACUUGUCUAGAUUAAAGUUUUAUUUAAAUCAAUGUGUUUUUAAAUUUUAUGUACGUCUUCAAAAUUUUUACAACAUCAAUAUAAAUUCAGUGGGUAUUAGUUUGUUUUAAGCUAAAAAGUUUAAAUUCGUUCACUCUACCAUAAAUGCAUAAAAAUGGAGCGUAAAAAUAUACUUUACUUCAUUAUAUUAAUUUGUCUUUGCGAAUUUAAAUAUGCGGACUGCAUCAAGCCAGCAUCUCUAGAUAAAGCUUACAAUAAAGGAUUGAUGGCCUACUCUACCGAGAAGUGGACGCUGUGCAUUGAACAAUUUGAAGAAGCUUUGCAUCUCUAUAAACUAUACAAAUCAAUUCUGAUUAACUGUAGAUUGAAAUGUAACACGGAAUCAUAUGAAUCUCAAAUCAAAGACGAUAUAGCCGAUCUGAAGAUAUAUGAGAAAUAUUUCAAUAAAAGACACUGUCUUAAUAUUUGUCAGGAUAAAGAAUUUAAAAAUAUGAAUCUGAACAAAAGUCUUGAUGAUUCUGUGCUCCAUAAUAUGCAGUCUAAGAAACCUUACGAAUAUCUUCAUAUAUGCUAUUUUCAACAAAGGAUGUUCCAGAAAGCUGCCUCAGCUGCCUACACAUACUUAGUUGCCAACCCUGAUGAUGACACCAUGCAAAAUAAUAUGCAGUAUUACAUAGUACAGCCAGAAAUAGACCCAAAGGAGAUAAUUGAUAUGGAAAGUGAGGACUAUGUAGUUAUGUACAAUUUGGGUAAGAAAUCUUACAAACAGAAUAACUGGGAAGAAACAGUAGCUAGCAUGGAAGAAGUAAUUAAAGACUAUUUGGCUUAUGAGAGCAAUUGUCGUGUAGAAUGUGAGCGGCAACCCGGACAAGAAUGGUCCUCAGAAAUUGUAAUAACUAUGUCAAACAACAUGGCAUCCCUUUUACAUUGCCAUCAACAAUGCCAAGAUAAACUAAAGUUCCUUAAAUAUAACUCUGGAGUAGAGUUCAUUGCAGAUGUACUUAAUUAUAUACAAGUAGCAUAUUUCCACCUUGAAAAAUACAAUAAAGCUGCAGCAGCUGUUGCAAGCUAUUUGGUUCUAAUGCCUGAAGAUGAGGAUAUGUUGGAAAAUGUCAAAUUUUAUAGAAAACAUGUAGAUGAAAAAGCCUUUGUUCCCCGACCUGAAAUAGUGUAUUAUUUGAAACGUGAUACAUAUGAGAGGAACCUUCUCAUAUUUUUUCAUCAAGGAAAAAAGCAGGAUAUUGACUUUGACGCUAUUCUCAAAACUUAUAAUUUUUUGAAAUAGGCCUUCUUGUUUUGCUAUUUACCUAUGGAUAACAAUUUAUGCUUGUGUUUUUAUGUUCCUAGACUCCAAUUUGAAUUUAUUGGGGGUAAUAUUAUUAAGUUUUAAUUUUAAUAUACUCAAAGAGUACUAAAGUAAUAAGUGUACUUACUUAAAUACAAAAAAAGUAAAAAAAAAUAUAUCUUAAAUAAUAAAACUAAUAAAAUAACUAUUGACCAGUGCCAUAACAGUUUGCUGUUGUAAAACCAAAGAUUUUGUACUUUUUAUUAAAUUUUUAUUAUGUAAA
Messenger RNA from Spodoptera frugiperda (fall armyworm), 1604 nucleotides. Its product is annotated as cartilage-associated protein. Gene Ontology annotation, biological process: collagen fibril organization. Gene Ontology annotation, cellular component: endoplasmic reticulum. The transcript has a single exon. Gene Ontology annotation, molecular function: protein binding; collagen binding. Bases 191 to 1321 code for a protein of 376 amino acids. The record is from RefSeq and is a predicted model, not a curated record. NCBI's taxonomy places the organism in Eukaryota, Metazoa, Arthropoda, Insecta, Lepidoptera, Noctuidae.